Molecule: messenger RNA, 1134 nt
Organism: Aspergillus calidoustus
Lineage: Eukaryota; Fungi; Ascomycota; Eurotiomycetes; Eurotiales; Aspergillaceae
Source: the annotation of a GenBank genome assembly
AUGUCGCACAAAAAGGACGAGGAUCUCGAGAUGAACGGCGGGGAAGAGCUUGGAGAGCGGGAGAGCUUCCAUCACCGGGGGAGCAUUCUCACCCAACUGGAGAAUAAUCCUGCUGCUGCUGUUCUGGCCUACUGCUUCUCGUCAAUCAGCAUGACGGUCGUGAACAAAUAUGUUGUUUCUGGCUCAUCCUGGAACUUGAAUUUCCUGUACCUAGCCAUCCAGUCCGUUAUUUGCAUGGCUGCAAUACUGGCCCUGAAGCAGAUGGGGUUCAUUCCGAGCCUCGCUGCCCUGGAAAGCGGCAAGGCCAAGCGAUGGCUCCCCGUGUCUGUCUUUUUCGUCGGCAUGAUCUACACCGGCACCAAGUCUCUUCAAUUUCUUUCUGUCCCGGUAUACACCAUCUUCAAGAACCUUACUAUCAUCGUCAUCGCCCUGGGCGAGGUCCGGUGGUUCGGCGGCAAAGUCACCUCGCUGCUUCUGCUAUCAUUUGGCUUGAUGGUGCUCAGCUCCGUCGUUGCUGCAUGGGCUGAUAUCCAGGCUGCUCUCAACGGUGUAGGGCACACCGGAGAGACUGCCGCCUCUAUUUCAACUCUGAACGCUGGAUACGCGUGGAUGGGGCUCAACGUCAUAUGCACCGCCUCGUACGUCCUGGGCACGCGCAAGUUCAUCACCUCGCUGAAUUUCAAGGACUGGGACACCAUGUUCUACAACAACGUCCUCUCCCUCCCCAUCAUGAUCCUCUGCUCCCUAGUAACAGAAGACUGGUCCGCGGCAAACCUAUCCCGAAACUUCCCCCUGGAAUCCCGCAACAACCUCAUGAUCGGCAUGCUGUACUCCGGCAUGGGCGCCAUCUUCAUCUCGUACUCGUCCGCCUGGUGCAUCCGCAAGACGUCGUCGACGACGUACUCGUUUGUCGGGUACCUGAACAAGCUCCCGCUUGCGAUCUGCGGGAUUGUAUUUUUUGGUGCCCCCGUUACGUUUGGUAGCAUUCUGGCUAUUCUCUUGGGAUUCUUUAGUGGGCUUGCGUAUGGGUAUGGGAAGAUGAGGCAGAGGGAGCAGGCGAAGCAGGUUCUUCCGGUUUCGCGGCCGACUAUGAGUGCUAGCUCGCAGAGGCAGAGUGAUGUGUCCAAGUCGUGA